UAGGAAAUAGUGAGGUUCAGACCCGGAGGAGGUUUCUCCCGACGUCUUGAAGCGGCAGCUCUAAAAAUCGUAGUCCGGCACUACCGUACUUCGCGCCCUCCACCUCACUCAGCUUUUUCGUAGCACACGACCACGACCUACUCUCUUCUCCAUAAUUAGAUCAAUACAGAACCAUGGCGGCACCAAAAUCUACAGAAGCUUCACAGCUGAAAUUCGAACUCCUCUCAGCAACCUAUCAAUCCCCCACCAACGAGCCGUUCACCCACACAACCAAGCUCCCCGCACCUCCCACCACGAAAACAACAGACCGAACUGCCUACCUCGCCAGCCUCCGAAAAGCCACCGCGGAGAUGCAAGAAACGAUAAACAAGGAGCUUACAUCGCGGAUGGAGGAAGACAAGGCGCGCGAAGCUGUUGCAAACGGUACCUCCAAUCCAAAAGUGGUGGACGAAGCGAAAGAGGAAGAUAAUUACGGGGAAGAGGUUGUAGAGGAAGAUUGAUGGCACGAGGUUCCGAAUGGAUUUGAUAUGUACUCAUGGUCCCAAUAUCUAGACGGGAUAUAUACAACAAACACCUAGACACUACACCGAAGAACUCCUCGCUAUGUUUCUAUCCAUUCGCUGCACCAAAUCACGAACAUCACCUCCAUUGCGCCGCCUUCAAACUCUCCAUCCCGCCCGGCGACCGCCCGUUCGCACGAUUCAAACAUCCGUAAUGCACAACUCCGUUAUCUGGCAACACGGCAAACACGGUUCCUCCUAGCCGUUUGUGACACACACCGCAUACUCUCUCUUCCGACACAAUUACUCUUCUAUUUCGCCCUCCGUUGCUACCUGGUAUCCCGUCGCCGAGUAGGAGCGCUGCUUGUGCAGAGACGACUUCGCUCUUGCGGAGCCCGGAAACGACUUUUGCUUCGUUGACGAUGGAGUUCGCUGCUCGUA
Messenger RNA from Hyaloscypha bicolor E, 941 nucleotides. Its product is annotated as Gon7-domain-containing protein. The transcript is spliced from 2 exons. Bases 174 to 500 code for a protein of 108 amino acids. NCBI's taxonomy places the organism in Eukaryota, Fungi, Ascomycota, Leotiomycetes, Helotiales, Hyaloscyphaceae. The record is from RefSeq and is a predicted model, not a curated record.